UUCCCUCCACAGACUUACCAGCCAGACGCUGUUCUCCAAGCUGCCAGGCUGCAUAUCAGCAAUUCGAUUGGUAUCGGCUAAUAUGGCAGGUUAAUAAUCGGCUUUUGGUAUUGGCCAAAAAAAUCUUUAUAAGUGCACCCCUACCAAAUAUAUGGUUAUGAGUCAACAAAGCGAUUUUGGAUAAAGGGUCAAUCAAUAAUCACCAAUAACAUAGGCAGUUUAAAACAUUGCUUCCCAGCAGCUUAAGAGGAAGAACUUUGGGCAAAGGUAUGGAGUAGGAAUGCCUCUCUUUUUUCUUUGCAGAUAAUUUUCCAAAGAACUGUGGCGAAGGACCGAGUUUCACACACAAAAUAGGCCUUACAAUCUCAUAUGGAUGCAACACCAGGAUAGGAUCAUAGGAAAGUAGUGCUGGGAGGGCCCUGUAAAGGUCAUCCCAGUCCCCUGCUCAAGGCAGGAUCUUCCUUGACUAAACCAUCCCAGAAAAAUGUCUGUCUAACCUGCUCUCGAAAAUAUCCAGGGAUGGAGAUUUCACAGCUUCUCUAGGUGGUCUGUUCCAAUGCUUAACCAUCCUCAUAGUAAGAAAGUUCUUCCUAAUUCAAACUAAAUUUUCUCUGCUGCAUCUUGAGGUCAUAACUUCAACUCCUGUCUCCUAAGGAAGGCAGACAGCUAAAACCUUUGAAAAUUAGGUAUUGAGAUGAACUUUGUAGCCAAAAAAGAAUAAUGGACUAGUCAAGUGCAGAUAAAAGUAAUGAACUCCCAACAGCUUUCAGUGGGCAGAAUAUAUGUUCAUAGGAUACUUGGCAGACCAGCUAAGCAUCUCUUGGAAAGGCCAUUCUUGUGGGACUCCACAUCUUGAUCAACCAAAGAGAAAAUGGAAACUUAUUAUCUUUAAUGAGUAAGACUCAGGAGCUGAUAUUGUGAAUUGCCAGCAUUUAGAAGGAUGUCUUUGACUGGAAAGGGUGGAGGCAAGAUGUUAGCAGCCAGAUACCUCUAGCAUAUCUAGAUGAAGAAAAAAGAAUCUAUAUGGACAAGAGGACUGAUCUAAGGUUGCAUAGGCAGCCUAAAACUAAAUGUUUGUUUUUAUAAUGUUUAUGUUCCUUUAAAAGUUGUAUGUUAUUUCCUAGGUUUAAAAGAGCAAACAGCCAGGAGAAGAUCCACCAUGUGGCAAAGCAACAACAACGGUGCUGCGGCUGGAUGUAGGAAACUUUAGAUUGACACGGACCUCCGCUAUUGGAGCUGAGUAACAGCUAGAGGGGUUGUCAUCCUCUGUGGACCGCCGCCAGAGGGGGAUGGGGCCAAGAUUAAUGUGGAUGCAUCUCAGCUGAGUUUUCCUCCCUAAGAUGGCUGGCUGGUUGAAACGGGUUCUGCAGAAACCAAAGCAAAGCUCCAACUCAGGAAGCAGCUCAACUGCUACUCCCACACGCUCACCUUUCUCCUCCACCUCCUCCCCGGUGAGAAGCUCCAGUUCUUCUGCCAGCAGUUCAGUGCUCCACCCAAGGUCACCACUGACUUCUGCCUCCCAGGUGAACAUCAGCAGCUCAGGAAGUGCCCGCUGGACCAAAAGCUAUGAUGUGUGCAUUUGUCACAAUGAAGGGGAUUUUGCAUUUGUCGAGGAGAUGGUCUCCUACCUGGAGAGUCAGCCUGAGACCUUCCGUUGCUUCCUGCAGAUGCGGGAUGCCACACCAGGCAGUGCCAUUGUGACUGAGCUCUGUGAGGCUGUCCAGAACAGCCACUGCUGGGUCAUGGUAAUAACCCCUGGCUUCCUCCAGGACCCCUGGUGCAGGUACCAAAUGCACCAAGCAUUAGCUGAGGCUCCCAUGGCCAAUGGGCGUACCAUUCCAGUGCUGAAGGACAUUGACCGGAAGGACUACCCCCGGGAGCUGAGAUGCCUCUAUUACAUCCAUGUGACAUUCAAGGAAAAUGGCUUCAGGCAGAUUAAAGACACAGUCUUGCGCUGAGAGGAACAAAAGCAGUUCUCACAACUCUGCAGCAUCAGUCCCUUAGUGAACCUGGUUUCUGUCCUAUGUCCCCCAGACCUACAGGAGCUCUGUCGGAGCACCCCAAGCACAACCGAGUGACUGGAGUCCUGCAAGAGAAAGGGAACACCAUAAGGAAGCACAUCCUUGGGAAUGGACCAGGAAUCCACACGGGUAUUUUCAGAGUCUCUGGAGCUGACUGGAGCUAAGGUCUAGCUUCAUUCUCUGCAAAGCACGUACAGAAUCGCACAUGGGAACUAACUCCCACAAGGACUUUCGAGUGGAAGCAUCAGGCAGCUCUCUCCUGUGCGCACUAAUAUCAGGCUGUUUUGAGGCUGCUGAGGGUAGCAAUGUCUGACAAUACUGGCAACUGGGCAUCAGUUUCUGGUGCUAAAGACUUGGGGCUUGCACAUGGUUCUGUCAUACUGCACAUGGAAUUGAUUUGCUCCUGAAGCCACAGUGUUGGCAAACUCUCAGUCCUUUGAGGAAGGCAGUUAGUGAUGUAUGGCUUAGGGUUUUGGAGCCCAGAUGGCAGUGGCACAUCUUGACCCCACAUAGCAAUUUCCACAUCACCUUGUCACCCUCGAGUGCCAUGCUGCUUUGACACGUUUAUCUCAUUGCAGCAUCAUGCUGUGACUUCUUUGUCUAGAUUUUUUUCCUCCCUGCUCUCCAGGUAGCUGCACCAUGGUUACUCAGCAUCCCCCUAUUGAUGUGCAGGUGGCAAAUUACAGCAACUGAAGCACUGACCAGUGCUACAACCAUGUGGCACUGCUGAUUUAAAAAAGGGAUGUCCUAUACCUUGAAGAACUCAGUUAAUGGCUUUUCUAGAGGCAGAUGAAAGGUGUCUGUGAAAGCAUUUUAUAAUGCAUAUUUUACCUUUUAUCCUGCUCUAGACAAGCCUUAGUUGCUGGUCCCUGAAGAGGACAAUAGUUUUUUUAGAUGAGUAACUAAAACCUACUUGCUGUAGGGUUGAUGGCAAUCUCUCUGUGUGCUCAGUGCUGCCCAGCCAUCCACUAAAAUUUGCCUCAGUUUCCAGUUUCUCUUGCCAUAUGCUGAGAGACCAUUCUCCUGUGAAUUCUUUUGUGUCAUUCACCAGGUGAGCUUGUCGUUAGGUUUUCCCUCAGCCCCUUCUCCCAGGCAGCCUUAUUACAGGGCUAGAUGGAUCUACACUGCAUUUCAUUCAGCCUUGGGAAUGCAAGUUUCUUCCAUGGACCUUCCACAACAAUAGGGCAGCAAAUUCUGGACACCACUGUUAUACCAAAGUACCUCACAGUCAUUAUGAAGUUGACUUUCAUGAGAUCCCAAAGAUGCAGGUCAGUACUGUGCUUCCAUUUUAUGCAUGGGGAACUGAAACACAGAGAGACUAGGAGCUAAUGAAGGACCGAGGUGCCUACAGCUGAGGUGCUGCAGAGCCUUAACUCUUAGCUGCUUGGCCCCUGGAGUGGUGUGGAAUCCAAAUCCCUGAGUGAAGCAUCUAGGCUCCUUAUACAGUGCACAGUAAGAGUUAGGCAUCUGAGUACAAGGAUCCAAAACAAUCACGCAUUCAGUAGGGAGCUGCCUGGAGCCGGCCAUUAACAUGAUAUGAAAUCCUGUCAUCCUCCGGCUUUAAGUUCCUCCUUAGCAUGAAGAGAUAUGAACCCACAUCUUCCACAUCCCAGGUCUGUGUUCUGACCAUCAGACAAAGGUACGCUCCAACCUUCCUGUUGAAACUGGCCUGAUGAAACUGAAUUCCUUUUUGCAUAGUGGCCUUUUUUUCAAGAGAACUGGUGGAGCAUGUCCCACCCAGACUCGUAGUCUGGUAGUUGGGGCUCUCUCCUGGGAGACAUGGGGGUUUGAAUCCCUUCAGGCCAAAGAGGGAAAAUAAACUUUCCUGGGAGAGGCAGAAGGCAGGGCAGGGUAGCACCUUAGAGAUUUAAUUAGUUCAAAGAGGCAUGAGAUUUCAUAGGUGACCGCCUGCUUCAGCAGAUAGUGUUGGAUGAAGUAAGCUGUCACCUAUGAAUGCUUAUGCUUCUCUGAAACUGUUAACCUUUGAGGUGCUGCCCUGCCCUGCCUUCUGUCCAACUUCAGACUAACACAGCUAACUACCUCUCUCUUCCCAGGUGAGUGCUUUAGCAACUAGGUUAUUACAUAACAGGUGGGCACCCCCACAUACUGCACUUUAAAAGAAAGCAGCUACUAGCACAUUUUGUAGGAAACCAAUGUUGUCAUCAUUAGACAUGCACAGAGUGCACCAGCAAAUGAGGGCCCUCAAGAGUUACGUGGAGAAAGGCCUUAUUUUUGUAUCUCUAAACAAGCGUGGGCAUGAGAUGGGCACUACGCUGCCUAAAGUGAGACUGUUUUGGGCCUGUGCAGAAGCAGACUUCUAAGCCUCCAGAGGGCUGUAUGGUUGAAAAGGGAGGGGUGUAUGAAUUCAGGCACUUCCAGGGCUCGGCAGCAGCUAGCUUUUAAAAUUGCACUUUUGAGCUUGGGUGCCAAAAUUCAGCCUGUGACCUGCUUUAGACACCAGAGUCCUUUAUUGGAUGUAGUCUCAGGUGAUCUGGUAAAGGCCAUGCAGGAAGUCUGUGACAGCAGAGGCUUGAACCCCAGUUAGCUCAUUUGUGAGACCAAUGUACCACUUACUGCUCAAUGACCUUCCACAACCCAGUUCUGAGAUGUUACAACACCAAUGUGUCCCACCUUAACAUUCUCUAGGACCCAAGGAGUACAUCAACUGACAUGAAGUUCUCUCAUUAGAUCAGUGAUACUUGGAGGAAGAGGAACUAUGAAUAGGAAGACUCAGGGGCUAUUUUGCAAUGCAUGUUUUUCAAAUGCAAUUUUAAACAUGUUUACAUAAAAAGAAGAAAUAUAUUGUUUUCAUAUCUCUUGCUUCUCAUUUUAAUGGUGGAUCUCAUGUUGGUGAGAGGGACUAAGCUCUAAUAGCUCAGGG
Messenger RNA from Alligator sinensis (Chinese alligator), 4902 nucleotides. RefSeq names its product TIR domain containing adaptor protein (gene TIRAP). The transcript is spliced from 4 exons. Lineage: Eukaryota; Metazoa; Chordata; Crocodylia; Alligatoridae. Bases 1341 to 1958 code for a protein of 205 amino acids. The record is from RefSeq and is a predicted model, not a curated record. Gene Ontology annotation, biological process: signal transduction.